This is a messenger RNA of Dracunculus medinensis (Guinea worm), 828 nucleotides long. The record is from the annotation of a GenBank genome assembly. Lineage: Eukaryota; Metazoa; Nematoda; Chromadorea; Rhabditida; Dracunculidae.
AUGCGUUCAAAAAUUUUUGCUGAAACAACAGAAUUGGCAUUAUCUUUUAGUGGAUGUGGUUUUUUAGGCAUAUAUCACUUUGGUGUACUUGCUUGCCUAAGUACUAAUGGAAAGGUGAGAAGUAAAUUAAAGCGUUGUGGUGGCUCUUCGGCUGGAUCAAUCGCUGCUACAAUUUUAUUACUAACGCCUCAUAAAAUCCAAGAUGCUUUGAAGAAAUUUUAUUUAUUAGCGGAAGAAGUAAAUGGAUUACCACUUGGUGCAUUCACCCCUGGUUUUUCGCUUAAUGAUCGACUGAUUAGUCUUGUCGACGACCAUAUUCCUUCUGAUGUUUCCAGUUUACAAGAUCGAUUAUUUAUUUCAGUGACGAAUUACAAAAGUGGUGAAAACAAGAUUCUGUCGAGAUUUAAUUCACGCGAUUAUCUUGUUCGUUGUAUUACUGCUAGUUGCUUCAUACCAUUAUAUUCAAUGGGUUCCGAUAUGAUGGCACAACCACCAGUUAUUGAUAAUGAGGUUUAUAUCGACGGUGGAUUUAGCAAUAAUUUACCACUUUUUGAUGAUAUACCAACGGUAACUGUUUCUCCAUUCAGUGGUGGAGCAGUGAUAUCGCCACGUGAUAAUAAUCCUUAUAUGCCAUAUGUGGAAUGGAGAGUGCGAUUUCGGAACCAAGAAAUGAAUGUGAAUUUGCGAAAUAUAAUGCGUGGAGCUCAAGCUCUUUUCCCACCAUCUUGUCAGCUUUUACGUAAUUACUAUAAACAAGGCUUUAAAGAUGCUUUUGCAUUUCUAAUCGAAAAUGAUAUUCUUGAACGUCGGGAAGGAAGUUCAGUUUAA